AUGAAUCAACUUUUAUAUUUUAAUGAUAUACAAGAAAUGUAAUUUUAUGCAAAAAGAAAUCAACUAUCCCUAUUUGUCUAUAAGAGGGCAAUAUAUGAUUUAACAGAUUUCAUCACACAACACCCUGGAGGUUAAAUGGAAAUUAAAUAAUAUGAAAAUUAAGAUGUUUCUAACAUCCUAUUCCAAAAAUCUAUUCAUAAGCACAAACCAUAUGUUAUUGCAACAUUAUAAAAUUACUUAAUAGGAUAUAUUGAAAGGCGCAAGGAGCCAGUAAUUCGACUAAAAUCAUCUUAGUUGAUAAUUGAAAAAACUAGAAAAAUUUUACAAGACACUACAAUGCCUUAAUAAUAGUGUGAGGAUAUACCAGAAGAUUGUUCCAUUGAAGAGAUGCCAAUACUUCAGACAAAUAAAAAACUUUUUCAUUCUUAAAAAUCAAUUUAAAUCUAGAAAUGA
This is a messenger RNA of Paramecium sonneborni, 453 nucleotides long. The record is from the annotation of a GenBank genome assembly. NCBI's taxonomy places the organism in Eukaryota, Ciliophora, Oligohymenophorea, Peniculida, Parameciidae.